UAGGCAGUCUGCACUGAACUUUGUGCGAGAUGAGUUCUAUUGUGUUGCAUUGUCGACGAAAGUAGAACGCGCAAGAAAUAUCCGCAGUGAUGUUGUCCUCAUCAGAGUCAGUACUAGUGUUCCAAGAUCAUUUUCGUCUAGUUUGGAGAGUGAACAUCAUCUCUGUAUAAUCUGUUCAUGAUAGAGAGAUAGCUUUCAUCUCUGUUAGAGAGUCCUUCGAGAGUCCUUCUAAUUCAUCUCUGUUAGAGAGUCCUUCGGAAGGUGAUAUGAAAAAAGUGCUGCCCUUCGGAAGUCGAAAGAUAAAAUGCGAUGAGAGUGAGGUAAUCUUCUAUCAAUCAAUCAGUCAAUCAAGUCAGCAUGCUUCUAGUUAUUUUCACUAUCCUCUGUCUUCGUCGUCAGGUGAGUGGAGAAUAGAAGUCGUCGACGGCUAGUGAUAUAUUUCGUGUGACUUUAUUUUGUAUCCCCUCCAUCGUAGUGGUAUCCCCACAGGAGUCGACAUUCGCCUGUAGAAGUAGCUGGUAGUUUUCCUAGUGCUACUUUUUGGAAAAAUUUUUUCGUUGAUUGAAGCAAGCUUCUUGAUCUGUGUUUUGACAUCAAUGAUAUCUUUCUCGCGAAGUCACAUGACCAACAGACCAUUUCUUCUAUUCAUGUAAGUAAUAAUUUGACUUCUGCAUCAACAAGAUUUUUACUUAGCGUUAGCUACAGACCACUGUCUCAGCCCCUCAAACGGCCACGUUUUACUCAGAAAAGAUGUCCCGUAAAGCGGCGGGAAAGGAGGUGUCGAAAGACGAAAAGUUGGUCGUCUUGCUGGAUCGGGUUGCCGCCAACUUACUCGAGGAAAGACCAGAAGCAGGCGAAGCGGCGGUAUGAUUCACUCAUAAGCUUAGAGAUGAAACUAUUUCUAGAUCGUUGGUUCUUCGAUGGAUUAUGUCCUUGUCCCCCAUUGUUCUGAUUCAGGAAACAACUACCACAUGAUCUAAAAAGUUUUCAUCCACAUGGUCCUAGUACACUUUUUCUUCAACUCCCACAUUUUCUUCAACUCCCACAGUGGAAGAACGUCCUCGAAACGUUGUACGAGCAGCAUCCUCUGCACGCUGGUCAGAUGGAAAGGAAACGGCUGUUGCGGCACCGUGAGAAACUCGAACGAACUCUGGUCAGUGCGCGAAAAGCACUGACCAGUGUGGGGAAUCAGUAAGGUUACUGAAGACAGAUCUUUGUCAUCACAGGAGGUCUUCACACGUGGUAGACGUGGGGAAUCAGUAAGGUGAUUCAAGAUGUGGGGAAUCAGCAAGCUCGUGUGAGCGGACGCAAGGUCGUGAUGGACCACGGAGGGAGCAUGGACGAGAGACUUUCUGAUUCGAUUAUUCUCUUCGUUGUACUUGCAUGGAAGAUCAUAUCGUGCAGCAGCACGUUCAUCUUGUCAAGGUUUUUUCACCUCAUUCGUGUUUUUUGAAAUUAAAACAUCUUCAAGGCUUGACAAGCUUUCCCGAAAUUAGAAGAACAAAGAAUUCGUAAGACUACAACUCGUCUAGUACAGGAGCACCAUAUCAACACCCACCUAGGUCGUCCAGAAUCGAUCAUUUUUCUAGUUUAUCAACAUCUGAUUAACAUCAAGUUCAACAUUCUGGUUAACAACAUUACAGUACAACAAGAAUUCGUGGUUACACCGCUAGAACAAGGCAUUAGGGUAAAGAUUGCAGGAAUCAACAUUGUCAGUGACAUUCAUCCGAUUUAUACGCUGUCAACCCAGCAACAGCAAGAACGGAUAGCGCUUUCUCUUAUACAGUGUAGAGGGUUCCGAGCGGCAGUCGUAAUCACAACUGGCAGAAUCGGUCCGAAGAUGAAGUAGUCUGUAAGAACAUAGAUUGUUC
Molecule: messenger RNA, 1871 nt
Organism: Amoebophrya sp. A25
Lineage: Eukaryota; Dinophyceae; Syndiniales; Amoebophryaceae
Source: the annotation of a GenBank genome assembly